GUCACCUUUAGCAUCCAACACUUGUCAACCAUCCAUUGGAUCUCUUAACUCUACGCCUCGAAAACAGUUUUAUUCCAUAUUCAAUUGUAUCAGAUUCACAGUUUCUUCAUAUUCCAAAUUUGAAAACGCAGUUCGAAUCAGAUCUUCAGACGAACCCAAAAAAGAAGGAUUUGCUCUAGAUUCCUGAAAGCGAAGAUGUCAUCACGUGAAGAGAAUGUGUACAUGGCGAAAUUAGCCGAGCAAGCCGAACGCUACGAAGAAAUGGUUGAGUUCAUGGAGAAAGUUGCAAAGACUGUUGAUGCCGAAGAGCUCACCGUUGAAGAGAGGAACCUUCUCUCUGUUGCUUACAAGAACGUGAUCGGAGCGAGAAGGGCUUCGUGGAGGAUCAUUUCUUCGAUCGAGCAGAAGGAAGAGAGCAAAGGCAAUGAAGACCAUGUCGCUAUUAUAAAGGACUACAGGGGGAAGAUCGAAACCGAGCUUAGCAAGAUCUGCGAUGGGAUCUUGAAUGUUCUUGAGGCUCAUCUCAUUCCAUCUGCUUCACCAGCUGAAUCUAAAGUGUUUUACCUUAAGAUGAAGGGAGAUUAUCACAGGUAUCUCGCUGAGUUUAAGGCUGGCGCUGAGAGGAAAGAAGCUGCUGAAAGCACCUUGGUUGCUUACAAGUCUGCUCAGGACAUUGCCAUUGCUGAGUUACCUCCCACUCACCCGAUCAGGCUUGGUCUUGCACUCAACUUCUCUGUGUUUUACUAUGAAAUCCUUAACUCCCCUGACCGUGCAUGCAGCCUCGCGAAGCAGGCUUUUGAUGAAGCUAUCGCAGAGCUGGAUACAUUGGGUGAGGAAUCAUACAAGGACAGUACACUGAUUAUGCAGCUUCUCAGAGACAAUCUCACUCUCUGGACUUCAGACAUGACCGAUGAAGCAGGAGAUGAGAUAAAGGAGGCACCGAAGCCUGAUGGCGCCGAGUAAACCGAAGAAGAGGAAGUCAUAUUAUUAAAAGGUAGAAACUUCCUAGAAGGUUAUGUGAUAAUCUGAGUGAGAGAAAGCUCAGGAUUCUUAUAAGAAACCGUUUUAUUGUUAUUUUGUUUGUUUGGAAGACAAUCGAAAUCUACAUUGCUAUUGAUUCUCCUCUUUUAGGUUCCUUCAAAAUUUGAUAUAUUUCUCCUUUUAAUGAAAUCAAAACAUACAUUCUUCUGUUGUUAAUUUUCUUAUUUUCGAUUUUUUGGUUCUGGAUUUGGUAAACUAAGCAUAUAGGUUUAUU
Thlaspi arvense is the source of this 1255-nucleotide messenger RNA. The record is from the annotation of a GenBank genome assembly. Lineage: Eukaryota; Viridiplantae; Streptophyta; Magnoliopsida; Brassicales; Brassicaceae.